Messenger RNA from Strongylus vulgaris, 324 nucleotides. The record is from the annotation of a GenBank genome assembly. NCBI's taxonomy places the organism in Eukaryota, Metazoa, Nematoda, Chromadorea, Rhabditida, Strongylidae.
AUGCGUAUCCUUCGAGCAGAUAGUCUUCAAGUCGACGUUGCUUUACCGGAUCAACACCGUCAUCUUCCUAACGCCGGGUAUCUCUCGCAAAAGUUUACGAAGUCUCUAUUUCUUCGGGUAGUCUUGCGGGCAAAUCAACCUCUUCAAAGGAUCCCCUUCAUAGAACUCCAACACAUCGAGGAUGACAUAGCCUUCCGCCAGCGUUCAGCUCACGUAAUGGAACGCGUUUUAGCCGGCGAAUAUCAAGACAUCGACACUAGCAAUCUUCAACGACAGCCUCUUGGUCAACACCCAACCAUCCUAGUCCCUCCUGUAUGGCACAAC